AUGUGGCCCGAGGCCUAUCAGCCGCCGGCCCCAGUGAUCGUCCCGGCGUCUGCGAUGACCUUCCCAAGCAACUACCGGCCCCAGCAGCCGUCCCGGAGCCCGCCGGAGCCGAAGGUUCUGAAGCCAGAUGCCGCCGAGUUCAUUCCCGGCGUCUCUGCGUGGACAGGCGCCAUGACAAAGUCGAAGGCCAAGUCCAAGGGUAAGAACUCCAAGCCCAGCCCCACGGCGGCCCAGGCAAAGACAGGACCCGUCACGCCCGGACUCCUUUCAGGAAGCGGCCCCAGUUCGCCAGUGACGCGCGAUGCGGACGUGGCGGCUGGUGGUGCGAGUUCCAGCUCCCAGCCGCAACCGGUGCAGUCGACGGAGGACGGCCGGGGAGUGCAGCGUAGUGCAGCCCGAAAGCCGGUCAUGAGUCUAGCUUUCUUCCCAAAUGCUUUGGUGAGUUCACGUGUGUUCCCAGUCAAGGAGAGCCCCGCAGGGAAGACGACAGCAAAGGUGCUGAGCGAGCUCUGCCGCGACAACCUCGGUACUGCUGGAGCUCCCAAACCUUCGCCCACGAGUAAGCUCGGGGGGAAAGCCGGAGCUUGGGAGUUUGUCGGUGCCCUCAGCGAGCCCGAGUGCACAUCCGUGCUGUCUGCUGCCGAGAAGCUAGGAUUCAUCCCGGCAGAGCAGGAUCGAGCCGGUGGGUCCCACUGCAAGCUCGUUCUCGAAGACGCCUGGCUGGCCAAUCGGCUGUGGCAGCGUGUCUCUGCGGCAGUGCCUUCGACAUUCCGGGGGAAGAGGGUUGCAGGAGUUUCACCAGCUCUUCGUGUGCAGCACGGCUCCUUGGGGGAUGUGCUGUCUCAGAAGUCCGGCCUGGCACUACACUUGUGCCUGAAAAGUGCAUGUGGAGACAAAUUGCAGGCCGGGGACCUCUUCAUCCUGGCACCAGGCCAGACCAUCCCAGGAGAUUUGCGCGCUUCAUGGCUUUGUGCCGAGCUCCGGCUCGAAAGCUCAUGGUGGGCAUCGGCUUCUGAGCGUUUUGGUCUCGGAGCUUUUAAUGAGCGCCGCGGCGUGGUUUUCCUGCUGAUCACCACGGCAGCGGCCACCAUGCUGGUGACCCAACUGAGGCGUCGCAGCCUGAGAAACUGA
Molecule: messenger RNA, 1131 nt
Organism: Symbiodinium natans
Lineage: Eukaryota; Dinophyceae; Suessiales; Symbiodiniaceae
Source: the annotation of a GenBank genome assembly